Molecule: messenger RNA, 1659 nt
Organism: Brenthis ino (lesser marbled fritillary)
Lineage: Eukaryota; Metazoa; Arthropoda; Insecta; Lepidoptera; Nymphalidae
Source: the annotation of a GenBank genome assembly
AUGGUUUUAAUAAUCAACGAUUUUAAUUUUCUAUUCUAUCGUCCAGCUCGUCGCAAGGAGAUACGGCCGCACUCCCUAAACGCGGCCAUCAUGAAGGAGAAAAGCAAGAAUGCUGCAAGAUCGCGUCGGGAGAAGGAAAAUGCGGAAUUUUUGGAACUAGCAAAACUCCUGCCUUUGCCUUCAGCAAUAACUUCUCAGUUGGAUAAAGCAUCAGUUAUUCGAUUGACUACCAGCUAUUUGAAGAUGCGCCAAGUGUUUCCAGAUGGUUUGGGAGAUGCUUGGGGUGCAGCACCUCCUCCUCCACAGCCUCGAGAGCUGACCAUCAGGGAACUUGGUUCCCAUUUACUCCAGACCCUCGAUGGUUUCAUAUUUGUGGUAGCUCCAGAUGGAAAAAUUAUGUACAUAAGUGAAACGGCGUCCGUUCAUCUAGGAUUGAGUCAGGUGGAGUUGACCGGUAACUCUAUAUAUGAAUAUAUUCACCAAGCAGAUCACGAGGAGAUGAAUGCAGUACUGAGCUUACAGCAUCCGCAUUCUUAUCUUGGACACCCGUCUAUUGGUUAUCCUGUAGGCGGUACUUGGGGUCCAAAUGUAGACAUUGAAUGUGAGCGUGCCUUCUUCAUACGUAUGAAAUGUGUGCUUGCAAAGAGAAACGCUGGUCUCACUACUUCAGGAUAUAAGGUCAUCCACUGUUCAGGAUACCUUCGCGCAAGGCGGUUCGGUGAAGCCACAGCUCCAUUAGGACUGGUCGCAGUGGGACAUUCUCUCCCGCCGUCCGCUGUCACGGAGCUAAAGUUACACUCGAACAUGUUCAUGUUCCGAGCUUCUUUGGACAUGCGACUCAUAUUUUUGGAUGCAAGAGUGGCGUCUCUCACAGGCUACGAACCUCAGGACUUAAUAGAAAAAACAUUAUACCACUAUAUACAUGGAACUGACGUAUUGCAUAUGCGAUAUUCGCAUUGUACACUGCUAACCAAAGGGCAGGUAACGUCUAGAUAUUACCGUUUUCUAACAAAAUCCGGUGGGUGGGUGUGGAUGCAGAGCUACGCGACCAUAGUCCACAAUUCACGGUCGUCCCGACCACACUGUAUUGUAUCUGUCAAUUAUGUUCUUAGCGACAUCGAAGAAAAACACCUAAUACUAAACAUAGAUCAAGGACCCCCAAAAUUAAACAGCAUAGAUGUCUCCCAACCCCCAACAACAUCCCCCCAAAUGCACAGACAGACAGACAAAAUAAAUAACAUAAUAAACGAAGAAUUCAGCACCGAUUCAAGCUAUAAUUACCCAGAAUACACAUGUCCCGUAAUACCUCACUAUGAAAACCAUGACGAGUACCAACAAAAUGGCUACCAAGAGCUUUUCUAUGAAAAUUAUACAGAACCUGAGGUAGUUCCGAAUAAUUAUGCGUAUCCCCAAAACCAAAGGCCUUUCUCAGCUAGUUCUUCUUCAUGUAGCUCGAUAGAGAGUUCAGAAAUAAAUCAAUAUAAUUAUACGAAUUUAAUUUCUUUUUACAAUCCAAAUCAAAAUGGCCGUCCGGUUGACAGCAGUUUUGGCGGGAAUUUUGGUAAAAUGACACCUCCAGUACAAGAUGGUUAUACUAGCGUUAUUGUAGAUAAUACUCAGCAAUUUCAUCAUGGCGGAUCGGUUAAUGAAUUUGUGCAU